UACUUCAUUUUAAAUGUAAAAAUUUUUGAGGAUUUUAAGCAACGCGAGCCGAAUGAUGAUUAAAUCUUCGGGAUAAAAACGUGCAAUAAAUGCGUGAACGAAGGACAGCAAUGCGUGAACAGCACAUUUAAAUUUGUAAACAUUAAAAAAUAUAGAUUGUUGAUACAUUUCAUUAACAAACCGAUGUUAAAAAAUAGUAUGUUACACAAUGAAAAUUCCUCUCAUGCGCGAAUAUAUGUAUAACUUCGAUCGCGUAACGCAAAUAAUGCAUCUACGCGGAACAGUAAAUCGUUACGCAAUUCACGACGGAUAAUUGCAACAAGCACAAAAGCGGAUGACGAUACCUGUAAUUGGACUAGAUUGCGACAUUAAAUGAUUGAUAAUUGACUAAUUGCUGUGCCGCCCUGGACAGUGCAAGGGAUACCGAAGACUUCGUUAUCAGUUGACGAUACGUUCGGCUGAGAUGAAGCGUGCACUUCCAAUAGUUUUACUUCACCUAUGGUGGAAUUCUCUCCCGGAAGUAUGUUCCUCGAGGUAAACGACUUCGUGCUCCUUUAAAAGCCAUUUUCGCCUCAUUACGCACAGCGUUUUGUUUUGUCGCGGAGUCUUUUAUCGCUUCAUAGGCGAAGAUAGGCGAAGAAAAAUUGCAUGCAGCAAUUUUUCAUCCGAGUCGUGGAAGACAAUAAUCUCGAUCCGUUUCUUUCCCAGACGAGUCCAAAAUUGGGACAUACAGAGACGUUACAAAGACAUUUUUACGAGAACCGUCUAAAAGACGUUUAAAAGACAUUUUAUCGCUCCAAUUCUAAAAUCUAAACUUUGUCUUUCUUAACAUAUAUAUAUUUCUAGAAACAAGUAAAAAGUUGUAGACUGAAACGAGCCGCUGUUUCCUCUGCCAGCUAGAAAAAUUUCAAGUUAACGCGGUCUAUGAAAAAUCGUUACGAUUAAUCCUGAUAUAUCAUAGAGAUAUCAUCAACUCGCUAACAACUUUUCUCUCAUGAGAUCAAAUAAGUUAUCUAACCGAAAAAAUAAGUUGUCUAACCGAAAAAAUAAAUAAUAGUUUUAGAUGGUGUAUGUUAAAUCUUAUGAAAUUAAAGUAUUCUCCCUCGUUUAAUAUAAUGAGAAUUUCCGAUGAGUCAGUAACCAAAGAUAUAAUACAAUACAAAUAAAACAACAAGCGUUAAACAAACUGCAUUAACAAUGAACAGAUAAAAUAAAAAAGAACUUUAAUGAUGAUGAAAGAUGGAAUUUUUCUCGCAGCUUGCUCAGCGAUGUCAACAAUUGCUCUAUGACGUCGAGGCUAAUUCUGCCAGAACAUUAUGUUAAAGAAAUUAGACCGCCGUCAGGUGCACCUGUAGUGGUAAACUUCAACAUUUUAGUUGUUGACAUUAAUUCUAUCAACGUUGAAGACAUGGACUUUCGUGUAGACAUGUUCGUCAGUCAAAGUUGGAUAGAAUCUCGACUGAAUAUGUCUGAAGAUAUUUUCGAGGAAGAUGACGAUUAUGUCAUACUUCCCCAGGAAUUUUUCGAUAAUCUUUGGCAACCGGAUCCAUAUUUUUUAAAUUCAAAAGUUUCCGAGAUUGCGACUUUAAAUCACAAAUUCUCAUUGGUCACGUUAUACCGAAAUAAAACUAUUAAAUAUUCUGCCCGAAUUAACGCUAUUGUUGCCUGUCAAAUGGAAUUUCAAUCGUACCCAAUGGAUAUUCAAAUCUGCCCAAUUUACAUAGAAAGCUUUUCCUACAAUAGAAAAAAGUUACGUUUAAAGUGGGGCGCGGGUGGUGUUAUGAUAAAUCCUGAAUUGAAGCUUUUGCAAUAUGAUAUUGGGAAGCCCACAGUAUCCGAAGAAACUAUAGAUUAUAUGCUCGAGAAAAAUGGAAAUUUCUCCCGAUUGGUAGUCUUCCUUCGCUUCGAGAGGCAGAUCGGCCACCACUUGAUACAAACGUUCGCACCAUCAACUCUGGUCGUGAUGCUUUCCUGGUUCAGCUUCUGGUUGGACUUGGAUGCAAUUCCUGGUCGAGUGGCUCUUCUGGUGACGAGUAUGCUUACAUUGGUAACGAUGUUUACCGGUCUUAAAAGCGAUAUUCCGCCAGUGGCGUAUAUCAAGGCUUUAGACGUGUGGAUGGCUGGCUGUAUGAUGUUCGUGUUCGCAGCCUUAGGAGAAUUUGUCGUAGUCAAAGUGCUCGAUUUGCGACAUAUUAAAAAUGAUUCGCAAAGUUUCACGGAUUCUCGCUCGUUCUCGCGAUUAAUGGCGACGGUGAAGAGACAAAGCAUUUGGGAUGAAGAAUUCGUUUAUGCAACCAAACCGAAGAAGCAUACCAAUGAUCAUCUACUGCCAACUCUAUGGCUGGAUCCCGAAUGCCAGAUAGUGCAAACGAGUAAAACACGUUCUCAAAAAAUAGAUUUCUACAGCAGAAUUAUGUUUCCUAUACUCUUCUUAUUUUUCAUCGUUCUAUACUGGCCAAUAGUAUUGCUCAAAAGCGUAAUAAAAUAACAUGAAUUUUG
Acromyrmex echinatior (Panamanian leafcutter ant) is the source of this 2499-nucleotide messenger RNA. It is a transcript of the gene alka, whose product is annotated as glycine receptor subunit alpha alkaliphile. Lineage: Eukaryota; Metazoa; Arthropoda; Insecta; Hymenoptera; Formicidae. Gene Ontology annotation, biological process: monoatomic ion transmembrane transport. The record is from RefSeq and is a predicted model, not a curated record. Gene Ontology annotation, molecular function: transmembrane signaling receptor activity; extracellular ligand-gated monoatomic ion channel activity. Gene Ontology annotation, cellular component: membrane.